This is a messenger RNA of Nothobranchius furzeri (turquoise killifish), 3494 nucleotides long. It is a transcript of the gene wee1, whose product is annotated as WEE1 G2 checkpoint kinase. Lineage: Eukaryota; Metazoa; Chordata; Actinopteri; Cyprinodontiformes; Nothobranchiidae. Gene Ontology annotation, molecular function: magnesium ion binding; ATP binding; non-membrane spanning protein tyrosine kinase activity. Gene Ontology annotation, cellular component: cytoplasm; nucleus. The record is from RefSeq and is a predicted model, not a curated record. Gene Ontology annotation, biological process: negative regulation of G2/MI transition of meiotic cell cycle; mitotic cell cycle; protein phosphorylation.
AGUCUGCUGUAUAACUUCACCUUUGGCAGUGAGAAUAUUUCUUCUAAAAAGGAACGAUAAGUUUGACUCGUUUGAAAUUCGCGGCAAUAUAAACGUAAUUUUGAUUAACGUAAUUGGGUUUCAAGUUGCUUCACAACAGAGGCUUGUUUGAUCGUGCCGCCUGAUGACUUCGCGUUUUGUCUUGGCAAUGUGAGCGUCGUGAAAAGGCACACGUUCGCGCCAUAUUGUUUUGCUGAUAUCUAUGACGUAAUCCACCAGAAAUCGCUCUGGAACGCCCAGCUUUCAAAAUUCAGAGGCAAGCUCUGAUUGGCUGCGGUGUGACACGUGACCAACGGUCGCGGGAAGUUCUUCGCCACGCGCGUCACGGGAAGAACUCGUUGCUUGACUCAUUCAAAACUUUUUGUAAACAUAAGUAAGGUUUAAUCGAGGAAAGACGUCGGUGAGUCACCGGGACGUCGGUGGACCGGACAGCCGCACUGGAGUUAACGGACUGAGUACUUUUAUUCGUUUUUACUUUAAUACUUUGGACGUUACAUGGAAUACGGCUCGUGAGAGGCCAUUUCUUAGCGUUUCUCCCCGUGUUGUUGGGAGUUAGCAAGAAGAAAGUUAACGCUGGAGAUUAAAAAACGUCUUAACCGAUACCUUUACGUGAAGGUAAAUAGAAGCAGACUACUUUUCUGUGGUGGGUAUCCCCGGUAUUUUUUUUUUUUUUUUUUUUUUAAUUUUUUGGUCGAUAAUCUCGGGGUUUAAAUCUUGAAAAUGUCGAGUUACAGUCGCCAUCGACACGGAACCCCCUCCCCUAAGUCUCGACCCAUCCGUCAGAAGUUAAAGUUCACUUCCAGCGAUGGAGAGGACGACCCUAUCGAGGAUGUGAACAACAGCACCGGCGGAGAGUCCGGCUUCACGGAGAUGGAUUCCCCCACGCCAUUGCGACGGGACACUGUCGGGAAGCGGCUGGAGGGCAGCUGCAGCCCCCUGAAUCAGUCCGGUGGGGACGACGACGUGGAGCUGUGGGACGAGGAGAGUCUCGGUUCCCCGUCUCUAAUCUGUUCACCGAGCAGUGUUAUUUUUAAAAACUGUUCACCGAGCAGUGUUAUUUUUAAAAACUGUUCACCGUCAUCCAAGAAAGUGUCCCGGUUGUUCGGAGGGUCGCCUGAAGCUGGAAGGAGCUUCCAGGACGACGGAGAAGGAUCCAGCUCUCCGAUCCCGGACUGCCCGGACACACCUCCGCACAAAACCUUCAGGAAACUCCGGCUCUUUGACACGCCGCACACCCCGAAGAGUUUGCUUUCCAGAGCCAGAGGUUCUGCACCAGGAUCCUCCAGCAGAAGAGUUGCUCUUUUUAAAAAUGUUGAGUCUCCAAGAAAGCCAGCCUCGGACAGUGGCAGGAGACCGCACAUCCCGCUGGUCAACUUUAACCCCUUCACCCCCGAUUCCCUCAUCAUCCAGUCAGCCACACAGGAGAGGAACAACAGGAAGAGAGCACACUGGAACGACUCCUGUGGAGAAGACAUGGAGGCAAGUGACGGUGAAGGCAAGGAUGAAGUCCUCCCACCAUCGAAGAGGAUCACCAUGAUCGAGAGCAACACCAUGUCGCGCUAUGCCUCAGAGUUCCUUGAGCUGGAAAAGAUUGGCUCAGGGGAGUUUGGUGCUGUGUUUAAGUGCGUGAAGAGGCUCGACGGCUGCAUCUACGCUAUCAAGAGAUCAAAGAAGCCCCUGGCAGGAUCAGUGGAUGAGCAAAACGCCCUGCGGGAGGUGUAUGCCCAUGCCGUGCUGGGCCAACAUCCACACGUGGUGCGGUACUACUCCGCCUGGGCCGAGGACGACCACAUGCUCAUCCAGAAUGAGUAUUGCAAUGGUGGCACGCUGUCUGAUGUCAUCACAGAAAACUUCAGGUGCCUGUCCUACUUAUCUGAGCUGGAGCUGAAAGAUCUGCUGCUGCAAGUCUCACGCGGGCUCAAGUACAUCCAUUCCAUGUCCCUGGUGCACAUGGAUAUCAAACCUAGUAACAUCUUCAUCUCACGGAAACCUGUACCAAGUUGUGAUGACGUGGAUGAAGAGGAUGGUGUAGCGACUAGUGUCAUCUACAAGAUUGGUGAUCUUGGUCAUGUGACCCGAGUAAACAAUCCACAGGUCGAGGAGGGUGACAGUAGAUAUCUAGCCAACGAAGUUCUACAAGAGGACUACAGUAACUUGACCAAGGCAGACAUCUUUGCUUUGGCUCUGACUGUCAUCAGUGCCUCUGGAGCUGAGCCUUUACCCACAAAUGGGGAAAAGUGGCAUGAAAUCAGACUGGGCAAGCUGCCCUCCAUACCACAGGUGCUUUCUCCAGAGUUCCCCAGUUUGCUCAAGCUGAUGAUCCAUCCUGACCCUACCAGACGCCCAUCGGCCUCUGACCUCAUAAAACAUUCAGUUCUUCUGACGGCUGCCAGGAUGAGUGCGGACCAACUGAGAGUUGAGCUCAAUGCAGAGAAGUUCAAGAAUGCCUUGCUUCAAAAAGAGCUGAAGAAAGCCCAGCUAGCCAGAGCAGCAGCCGAGGAGAAGGUUCUGUCCACGGACAGGAUCCUGACUCGCUCCACAGUCCAGUCCAACCCCAGAUCAUCUAGGCUCAUUGGAAAGAAGAUGAAUCGGUCGGUCAGCCUUACGAUCUACUGAGGCUAAGUUUGUGCGUGAAGCUAAUCACAAAGGCUUCUGGACCUUAUGAUGGGACCUGAUCAGAUGAACAGUGGAGAACCCUGUCUGUUGUGUUGCCCAACCAAAGCUGUAGACACUUGGAACUGGACUUUCUCUCUAUAAGCUCGUUAUAUAGUUCAGCCCUGUUGUGCUUGGACUGCUUUCGUUGAAGAGAAAAACAACCUGAAGGUUGUUGCUUUACCUUCUCCACACAUUCCUUAAGUUUGAACUGAAGUCCAGCUCUGUCCCAGGUGGCCGUUGCACUUCCCCGGCCUGUUGGCUGCAGCGAAGCUCCCUUCAGUGUGAAUGUACUUGACUACGCGGUGUGCACCUUACUGCCUGUCAGAAGCCUGAUGCUGGGUACCAGAGUCUGAACUGACCACGUCUGUCUUUGUAAAGGAGCACUUUGGAGGCAGCGUGUGGUGCAUGCCACAUUUUAAACGAUAAGAAGAAACGUGCUGCUAUUGAUGUUUUGUUUCAGGGAUUGGUGAGUUAAAGUUGGGCUCUUCCUGAAUUUCACUGCCUUUGAUUAUCAAAGAAGUAGCCAUAUUAUGCCUUUAUGUUCCUGGUUAGAAGGAACGUGGACGUUUGAGGACAUCAGCCUACAUGUGUGAACUGUCCUGCCAGUCCUUCCUGUAGCAUUAGAACAAUCAUCGUACUGUGAUUUUGAUGUCCUGUCACCAUGUUCAUAAAGCUUUCAUCAUCUAUUACUGUUUAGAUCAGUAUUUCUCAUCUUUUUGUUUUUGUAUCUCCUAACACACAAACCGUGUUGUGACCUGUAAAUAUGUUCUCUAAUAAACACAUUCCUCUGUUCCAUGUAA